This is a messenger RNA of Dimorphilus gyrociliatus, 1851 nucleotides long. NCBI's taxonomy places the organism in Eukaryota, Metazoa, Annelida, Polychaeta, Dinophilidae. The record is from the annotation of a GenBank genome assembly.
UCAAUGGCAAAAAUGUAUAUCUCGGGAAAGGUAUAAUUUAUUUCGACAUCCUUAAUAACUGAACAGACCACCAGAAUACAAAGAAUCAUUGCAUGCUUUGUACCUUGGAUAUCAUAACAUCAUUUUUGUUAUUUGAGGAAAUUGGUUGGUAAAUUUAUAUUUAUGCAAAGGUAUUUUACUGUAUAAUGUCGUUUAUCGCUCAAUUGUUUGACCUAGGUCUACGUGGAUGAACAAAAUAAACAGUAUCAAGAUAAGAUGAGUGUUGCUUUAGAAAAGGUUGGAUCAAAUGAUCUAUUUGUCUCUUUUCGUCGUCUAAUGACACCUUCUAGAUGGAUAAUAUUAGGAGGAACUCUAGGAGCCGGUUUGGUUGCUGUAUUUGCAGUAGUUCUAAGACGAAAAAGACGUCGAAAGCCGUUUCCUAAGAAUUCUGAUGGAAGAAGAAAUUACGUCGAUCCAAGUGUGUGUACGAAUUCAACUGUCCGAAGAAGAUACACCGGAACAUCCACUCCAUCGUCUGCAUAUACUAGAACCCCAGUACCGCCUUCUCUUAAUUCAUCUCGUAGUCACACGCCAGCUCCAACUAGUUUUGGACAAGAUCUUGAAGAUUCAACGUUAACAGGAUCUAUUGUACAACAACAUUCCCCACAAAUUAUCGGGCCUGAGAAACUUUGUUCUCUAGGACUUGACUCACUUGCCCAAGCUAUAAAACAUUGGGAAGAUGCUCUGGAGCUAUUGGAAAUGGAUGAUGCUGAUUCAAUAGUUAAAAGCUUAAGCGAAAUGGAUAUCAUGCCUUUACAAGAUCAACUACACAGUUUACUCAGCAGAACCUACAGAAUUCGGGAACAAUAUGAAACUAACAUAUAUAACAAGAUACACUUUAGUGCUGCCGUUUCAUCUGUAGUCCAAAGCUUAGAAAAAGCCGAAGAAGCAGCUAUGAGAAGUGAAAGCGAAUGCUCUGAUACAGAAUCAUUUGUAUCUGCUGUAGAUAUUGCAGAUUUGUCUGACUUGGAAGAAGAAAAAGCAAGUAGUAGUGUGCUUUCUCAAGACCUGUAUAGAAUAGCCUUGAAUGAAUUGGAUAAUGGGAAUAUUCCCUGUAGAACGCUCAGAACAAAAACAUUUGGCUGCAAAUCGGAUACUGAAUUCUUGGCAAAAAUGUAUUGCGUUCGCCUUGCUUUCAAUGAAAUAUUCAAGUCAAAAGAAAUCAAAGACUAUUUCACAAAAUAUGGAAAACUAGUUAUUGGCGAAAUGAUGAUUAAAUCAGAGAGAGAUCCAGAAGAUUUUUAUAAUGAAUUCGAUUCAAUGGUUGAAUGGGUCUCAGAUGAAUCAAACUGGAAAAGUAUGAGGGAGGAGUUAAAAGCAAGAGCCGUAGCUGACUUUAAUUUUUUCGAUAUCGUAUUAGACUUUAUCGUAUUUGAUGCUUUCGACGAUUUGGAAAAUCCUCCAUCUGCCAUUACGACCAUUAUGAACAAUCGUUGGCUGACCAAUUCAUUUAAAGAGUCCGCUUUAGCUACGGCUUGCUGGUCGGUUUCAAAGGCAAAGAGAAGUCGAUUGCAAUCUUCUACUGGUUUCUUAGCUCAUUUUUACACAGUAACGGAAUGCUGCAGUCCAAUGUUUGCCUGGGCCUUUCUAGGGCCCCAGUCACCGGUGAAAGACUUAUGUACAUUCUUUAAGGAUCAAGUAAUAUCCUUUAUGCAACGCGUAUUCAGCUUCCAACACGUCCGAUUUACUACUGUUAACGAAUUAGCUACUGACAUACUAAAGCAAGGUCAAAUAGUAACAACGAAUCUAUUAGAAAAUCUUAAUAUACCUACCGAUGAGGCAGUUGUUGAAUUGAAAUUAAAUAACUGCUAG